Botrytis fragariae is the source of this 468-nucleotide messenger RNA. RefSeq lists its product as uncharacterized. The transcript is spliced from 2 exons. Bases 1 to 468 code for a protein of 155 amino acids. NCBI's taxonomy places the organism in Eukaryota, Fungi, Ascomycota, Leotiomycetes, Helotiales, Sclerotiniaceae. The record is from RefSeq and is a predicted model, not a curated record.
AUGGAUCAUGGUGACCUUCCGUUACCUUAUCUUGGAGUAUCAAGGAUAUUCCUCACCUCAGGGUUGAGGGUUCGAGAAAGUUUAUGUACAUACUUUCGCUUUCGUACUGGUCUACUGGAUACUUCCUGCAACAUGUGCAAAAUUCUUCGCUUCAGCCCCAUUUUCAUUGCGUAUGCGACGAUGAUGCUCAAAGAUGGCGCACAGCAAGCAAGGCUGUCAGUCAGAAUCAUAAUCGUGAUUACCGUGUUCCUACCUCGAUCCUUUCGUCUUCGCCUUGCUGGCGCCUGUACAUGGGAAUAUGUCGCUUCCCAUGUUAUGUCACUCGGGGAGGCAGAGUUCAUGCUUCCGUACCCAGAUUCAAAGACAACCUCUGGUAACAUAGAAAAUAGAAAAUGCCAGAGCUCAUCUAGAAUUUUUUUUGUGGCGGGUCAAUCUCGUUAUCUGGAGUGGAAGAUAGAUGUUGCAUGA